UUUAGACUUAAGGUAAUUUGAAAUGUUUUUAGGAAGUGGGUUUGUUAUUUGUUAAUUAUUUUUAACUUUCAAAGUAUUAAUAAAUCUGUGAUUGUUGUUAAAGUAAAUAUACUGAAAAUUGAAUUGAAUACAAACGCAGUAGUGAAGUGAAAUGGUUCUUACUAUUUGCCCCAGCGUAUUAUUUUCCACAUGCCCUGUGGAUUUCACUGGGUUGACAUUAAGGUUCGGGGCUCGGAGGUGUGCAAACGUCUUCUUAUCCUAUUAUUUUAGACCUUCUUAUCAUUGUUAUCGUAUCGCAAUUUAAGAUUAUUAUCUGAAAUAUGAAAAUAAAUUAUAUCCUACUUAGUAAUUAGUUUAUGUACUGAACUAGUGAUUUAAAAAACUUACUAAGGGUGAGGAGCGAAACAAGUAUUGUUUUUAAAAUGAGACAUGCAUCCGGCCGAAAUGCAAAAAAGUGUAUCAGUGCAAGUAGGUAGUGAUUUUGCAAUUUUACUGCCUAGUGGUGUGUACGAAAUUAAAAAAAUGGAGCCAAGAUCCAAGCUUCGCAAAGUGAUUCUGUUUUGUUUGUUACUAUCUCUGUUUGGGAUGGUCGCAUUUGGAUAUUUUUGCCCAGACCAGGUUUGCGCCGUGUCCCAGAGGGAUAGAGUGUCGGAGCCGCUCGCCCUCUCAUAUGCGGAGGCCCCUGGCCGACCGCUGCCUGACGUCAUAGCUCAGCCGGGCCUCUCGUACGACGAGGUCCUCCAUGACGACUUCAGGUUCGACCUGAACGCUCAUGACGUAAUGGUCUUCUUGCACAUACAGAAGACUGGAGGCACCUCAUUUGGACGACAUCUAGUUAUGGAUCUCGAUCUUAAGAGGCCGUGUAACUGUCAGCGAGCGAGGAAGCGCUGCCAUUGUUUCCGACCGCACAGCAACGAAAUAUGGCUUUUCUCGAGAUACUCGACUGGCUGGAAAUGUGGUCUUCACGCGGACUUCACCGAGCUGACGGCGUGUGUCGGAGGUGAGCUGGACAGGCACGAAGGAUCAGCAGUGCACCGCCGGUAUUUCUACAUUACUCUCCUGCGGGAGCCUGUCUCCAGGUACUUGUCGGAGUAUAGGCACGUAAAGCGAGGGGCUACCUGGAAAGGAUCCAGGCACUGGUGUCAAGGACGAACAGCUACGGCUGCCGAAGUACCCCCGUGUUACUCCGGUGAGUCCUGGCGCGGAGUGACGCUGGAUGAGUUCACCGCCUGUCCCUGGAACUUGGCGAACAACAGACAGACGCGCAUGUUGGCGGACCUCGCGCUGGUCGGCUGCUACAAUGGCACUCUGCGUCAUCGGACAGAAGACACGGACAGGGUGGUGCUCGCUUCUGCCAAGCGGAACUUGGCAGCGAUGGCUUACUUCGGACUCACCGAGUUUCAGAAGAUGUCGCAGUACGUGUUCGAGGAGACGUUCAACCUGCGGUUCGCGGUGCCGUUCACGCAGCACAACGGCACGGUGUCGGGCGCCACGCGGGCCGCGCUGUCGCCCGCGCAGCUCGCGCUCGUCAAGCGGCUCAACGAGCUCGACUUCGAGCUCUACGACUUCGCCAAGAGCCUCAUGUUCAAACGAUUCGAGGCGCUAAAGAAACGAGAUAGCGAUUUCGAAUUUCGUUGGCGACAUCUCGGUGAAGUGGCACCUCGCAACGGAGUCACUGAGUUCGACUGGGACAGCAACCUGGAAGAUGUGACGACAGAGAGGCAUAAAGGCAAGUAGCUCACGUGCCUCAACAAAACUGGUUGUUUUAGUGAAGGACAUAUCGUGCGCUCACAGCUUUAGGUUCUUGUAUUGGUUUAAGUCUUUUGUCCGAAUCACUAAACCCUCAAAGCCCAAUUAGUAGUUAUAUAUAUAACGUAGGGAACCGCAUUCUACAAUCUUUACAUUCGAUCACACUCUAUGUUAGGCAGCUAUAAUUUCUAGGCGAAAAACCAACGCAUCAUUGACGUACGAUUGACAACUAGACUCCCGAUCGCCUAUUAAAAGGUCGUCAAAUAUGUCCCGCGGUGUUGUAUAUACGUAUAUAAUAUUAACUUAUACAGAUAAUAUUAAAACAUUCAUUCAAAUUAACACCUUUUUUCAUGGUAGUAAUGUUCAGUAUAUUAUUGAAUACGCUCAUUAGAUGCUCGGACGCGAACACGAAGCAAGAACAUUUUGUUUUAGCAAUUGAAAUUUAAUUAUUUAGCAAACUGAUUAAUAACGUCAAGGUAGUUCCCGCAUUUUGUUACUUUAAACGGGCACAUAUCUGAAAUACGAUAUCCCUUCCUUUUUAAGUUCGGAUAAAAACACUAUGUGAUUGCGUGGCGCUGUAUUCAAAGCGCGGUCGAAACACAACUGAACCAAAACUCUGCCUUAUAGACGCCGAGUCAGAGUUUUUCUUCAAACUAUUUUGAGCGUGAUUGUGAGUCUAGUUGUUUAUUGUACGUCAAUGGUCCAAAUUCACAAAAAUUCUAAAUUGUAACAUCGACCGUUGUCAUAAGUGGCACAUUUCAGUGUUAGUUUUUAAAAUGUAUGAUAUAGAAUAAAAAAUAUAUAUUUGCAAUGAAAAUUUCUAGUACCGUAUUGUUUGAGCUAUUAUUAUUGCUCCAUCUCGUAUCGUAUCUGAAUUUGCGUUGGAUUUUUGGACAACUGCGCUUAGAACGUCCAUAUUUGGCAUUGAGGGCUUAGUAUUAGCGGAUGAAAUUUCAUGUAUUUAUACGCGUGGAUCUAUAAUUAUUGUAAAUUAGCCUAAAACGAGUACAUGAGGUCUAGGUCACACAUGUAAAAUGUCGAGUGCAUAGCCUAGUCAUUCGAUAAUCCCCACUUGUAUACAUUCAUUAGCAUUUAAAUAUAUAUUUUUGUAAGCUUAACAAAUUGUAGACUUUAGGAUUAAAGUUUAUUCUAUAUUUGGGAGCUUGCGUGUGUUCGGCAGUUUAGGCUGCUGAUUAUACAUUUCUGUUAGCGUGUAAAUGACACAAGCUGUAGUUAAGGAGACGGUUAACAUAAAUAUCGUUUUGUAUUGUGAUACAACCACGAAACGUAACCGUUUAAUUUACGGCAGUUUUUAAUAAUAUGCGAACUAUAUGGUAGCGCAUGGUAUUGUAUAGGGGCUCCUUUUUCCGCAAUUAAGCCACUUAGUUACUCCAACCAUCCCAGCUCCUUCCCGAAGCUCAGAACACUCCUGGGGUGUUCGCAGACUUCUCGGAGCGACCUCAUUCAUUCAGGUAUUCAUUAUGGUUUUUGCCCGUUAGUUGGCCACCCUUGAACAUUCCUGUAAUCCUGUUACAUGAAUCACCGUUUCGUCUUCGGCCAGACAACUUCUAUGGAUUCUAUUUUAUCUGACAUGAUAUCUUAUUAUCUGACAUAUGUUAUUAUGACAAUCAACCCCGAAAAAGCUUUCUGCCUCCAUAUUAUAAUACAUAAAUCUAGUCUUACUUUAAAAAAAUACCAAACUAAUAACUAUAUGUAGAUGCUAUGGACUGAAUACAUAAAUUGGCCCUAAAUACGUGGGUAUUCUAUUCUUUUUUUGGCUUUUCAGGAAGGGCCCCAAAAUUUGGCCAAUGUCAGAAUGAGGUAGGCCACCAACUAUAUGAGUAUGGUCAAUUUUUAAGAUUUAAGAACUUCAAAAACGUAAGAGGAAGACAGUGGUGAAAUUCUGAGGAAAACAGAACUUUCAAAGUCAGUGUCAAGUAAUUUUCAUAUAAUGCUGACAGAAAUGUAUAGAUCAGGGCCUCUAUAUUACUAACAAAUUUGCCAUUUGGUUGCUUUUUGUAAUAUAGUGUAAAUAUUUAUAAUAAUAUUAAGCAUUUAUUUUAUAAGUGUAAUGAAUGCGUGAUGUUCAUUUUUAUUAAGACGACGAAAGAAGGUGUUCUAUCAAAACUGAUGCUCAUCGAUAUCGAUAAAUCGAACGUGUAAAGAAAACAAAUCGUGUUUAUUUAGUUCCAAGUUAGUUCUCAGCCGUCCGAACAGAGUUUUUUGUACGGAAACUAUAUUUUGCAAAGGUGAAAGUUGUUGUGAAGAGUAAACGAGUGAGGUUGACUAGCCCAACGAAAUAUUUAGUUUGUUGUAAGUUUAUGUAGUUAUGUUUUGCAGGAGCGUUGUGCCUUUUAGGAGCGAUAAAAAUUUAUCUAGAAAUGGUUUCAAUGUUGUUUGAUAGCUUUGCAGAAUUUGCAAGAAAAUGAUAGUACCUACUAGUGUGACAGAAGCACGCAACGUAUCAAAAUCUGAAAUAUAUUGUGCUGCACGACCGGACUUUUAGAAGCUGACAAGACGAGCAAUGCGGUUACCUGAUGGUUAGUGUUAUGUCCUGCCCAUUUCAAUGCCCUUCAGGAUUCUAGAAUUCUGAGCUGUCACUUUGGGACAUAACAGCUUAAGUCUCCCUAGCUACUGCUUCGUACUCGUAGAAGUCUCCCGCUGUAGUUAAAGAGACACAAAUCGAGUUGAAACAUUCUCAUUAAUUUCGAGAGCCAAUGAAAACUGCAUGUUUAAUCGUUCAUAAAUUUUGGUUACAAAUUUAACUGCGUUUUUGUAAGCUGUUUCAUAGUUCACCAGCCGGCCGUUAUAAAUGCAGAUGCAUUUAUAUAAUCAUAUCAUAUAUUAUGUCGGUUCGGUAUCCUAUUCUGCAAGCUCAUGUGUCACGGGCGAGUGUUGUGUGUGUGUAUUAGGAAUUCACACAUUAUUAUUAUAAAAGUGAAUCUUUUUUAUCGCCGUAUGAGAGAAAUUCGAUAGCAAUGUCGUCGCGAUUUUCGAUUAUGCGCCAUGUUUUUUUUUUGUCAAAGUUCAGUAUAGUGACGUAAAGACCUUUGAAAGUGAUGAAAUAAAAAGACUUAUUUGCAUGCAUGUGCAUGUGCAAUAAUAGAAAGGCUUUAAUUUGAAACGGAUUUUUUUUUCUUAAGACUUAUCUGCCCAAUUUGUGUGUAGUUGCACAAAGUAGAAAAAUGAUAUGUCAUAAAGAAGUUUCACUUGUUACCUAUGUACUGUGUACUGGUUGGUACACAGACAUACUUUUUGCAAGGUUAUUUACUAAACUUACUUUUAAUUAUACAAUUAAUAUGUUGCUGUAAAUAUUUAUACCAGCUAGAAUGUUGUUAACUUGAUGCGGUUUUAAGCGGAAUGGACUGUAAAAAAUUAAAUUUAUUAAUGCUAUAAGCCAAUGAGGAAAGAUGUUGUGUGUGGUUUACAAAGUGUGAAUAAAUUGGAUUAUUUUGUUUUAAUUAAAUAUGGUUGUUGCUUUCAUCUUAGAGUAUUUACCAAUCAAUAGCAAGCCCUAUAUGAAACAUGCUGUUUUUAUUAUUCACAUUUGAUGAGAAAUUUUCACAUGCAUUUAUUUGAUCUUAGUAUAGAUCAACAAUUCAAUCAUUUUCAAAUAUAGUUAAAUCAUUUUGUGUUUCAUGUUCAAUAUUUUUAUUGUAUUUGAGUGUCUAACGACAUGGUCGUAUUUCACGAUUAUGUGAGUAAUUUCUGAAUAGAUUUCGAAUUUAUUGAUUCCGAGUUUUCAUUUACCACUAAAAAAACCCCAUUUGUUGUAUCACCGCUCUUCGACAACAUCUCCCUAAAAGCUUCGCCUAGUAUCGGAAUACUGGGUCUCGAAAUCUCGAGCGAUUGCCAAUUUCGUGGCCAUCUGGAGGGCAAAGCCAAAUUGGCUUCAAAGAAACUGGGCGUCAUUAAUAAAGUACGGCAAUACUUCAAGCCGGCCCACAUUCUAGCGCUGUAUAAAGCGCAGGUCCGGCCACACAUGGAGUACUGCUGUCAUCUCUGGUCUGGCGCACCCCAGUGUCAGCUCGAUCCAUUUUACCGCGUGCAACGUAGAGCAGCUCGAAUUGGGGGCCCAACGCUCUGUGAACGGCUGGAUCACUUGGCGUUGCGUAGAGACGUCGCUUCAUUGUGUGUCUUCUACCCAAUUUAUCACGGGGAGUGUUCCGAAGAGCUGUUUAACCUGAUUCCUGCCGCCGAAUUCCACCUUCGCACGACACGCCACAAGUUGGGAUAUCAUCCCCACCAUCUGGAUGUGUGGCGAUCCUCCACAGUACGGUUUACAAGGAGCUUUCUUCCACGUACUACAAAGCUGUGGAAUGAACUUCCUUGUGCGGUGUUUUCGGGACGAUACGACAUGGGUACCUUCAAAAAAAGCGCGUACACCUUCCUUAAAGGCUCCUGUGACUCCUCUGGUGUUGCAAGAGAUUGUGGGCGGCGGUGAUCACUUAACACCAGGUGACCCGUACGCUCCUUUGUCCUCCUAUUCCAUAAAAAAAGAGCGUCCCAUUUGGAUAAAUACUCUAAGGUUGUGUUAUGUGGAAAUUGGUGUAAUAAUAAGGAUCGAUUUGCGGAUUUAAUUUUGAAAAGAUUUAAUAAUAACAUUAAUAAUUAUUGUAAUUGCACGUAGUGAAAACCCAUUGCAUAGUAUAAAUGUUAACAGAAGUACCUACCAAUAUUAUAGGAUCUAUAUAUAUAUAUAUAUUCACCUAUUGUAUUAAUUAAUACUGAUAAGUGGCAGUCUAUUCGCUAAAACGACUUAUUCCAGGGAACCUUAUACAUUCUAAUACCCUAAACACAUGGUCAAAUUUGGUACGGCCGGAGCAUCAGACGGUGCGGUGGGCGCCUCACACCAAUUGGUCCGGCGUUGUACUCGUGACGGACGGAAUAAUAAUAAUUUAGUGCCGGUGUCCGGUACCGGAGUGUGUCCGAUGGUUCGGGCGGACCAAAUCCGACCAUGUGUUUAGGCUAUAAGAUCUAAAAUGAAUAACCGCAUCGGUGGGUCUGUUGCUAUGUCGUUAUCACAGUUAUCAUGACAACAACUCAUUACUAUUAAAUCAAUGUAACUGACCCACAAAUUUAUUAUGUAAGGUAUUGUAUAAAAUGUAUAGUUCUUUUUAAUUCUCAGUUCGUAGCCAAAGAGCAAAAUUAUACGCUAAAUAAUCAUUGUAUAAAACAUUUAAAAUAAGUUUAUUGAUAAUUAGAUUAGGUUGUAAUUGCUUAAACGAGCAUUUGUUUUGACAGCUUUAUAAACAAUGUGUUCAUGUUACUGGUCUACAGUGAUCCAAUAACUUUCAUCGUGAUAGUUCGUAGCUAUUUUCUAUUUCAAACGUUAUUUUCGCAUUCCCGUUUAUAUGAAAAAAGUAUCAGUUUUAUUCAAGUAAUUUUCACUUUUGUGUAAGAGCUCCAGCUCACAAAAAGCUGUAACGUGGCGUUUUUUUUGUAAAAAAUGUACAAGUUAUCAUGUGUCUAUCACCAUUAACUGGCAAUAUACUAGUGUAUACACUUACAAUGCGAGUAACCGAUUUUGAGUCGUAAAAAAUCAGUCACUGUUUAUAUUACCUCCUUAGUGUUUCCAAUUUUAAACCACUAGCUAACGCACACAGAGACAAAUCAGAAUUGGUCACAUUAUCGGGCUAUCAGGUCGUCUAUACACUAGUAUAUUCUAACCCCCUUAUUUAUUCAUAAUAGUCUGCUAACUUAAAGCAUUGCUAAUUCUCACUCUGCCUUCUUCUAUUGACCUAAGUCAGAAUGAGAAAAAACACUCCUUAGCGGCUGUUUUAAGUUAGCGGACCAUUAUGAAUAAGGGGGUAAGUUUAUGGUUAUCACCAACAGUUUACGAAAUUUAUAAUGAUGAGACAUGGAUUAUGAGCGAAUCUAGAUCAUAAUAUUAAUGACAAUAUAAGUACAGUAUUAUUGUAAAGCUUAAUACAUGAUCGGAUUUGGUACGGCCGAACCAACGGGCACGGUCCGGUACUGGACCAUAUUCAAUGGUAUGUCGUAUUGUCAAAAUUAUUAUUAUUACAGUCCGUACGAUCGUCCGUCGUACCGAGUACGACGACACAACCAUCUAGUAAGAGGUGCCCCCGUACCUUGCCAUGCUCCGGUCGUACCAAAUCCGGCCUUGUGUUAAGGCUUUAAACAUGACACGCAACACUAAAACUUAGUAUGAAUUUGUAAGGAGAUAAAAAUGACAAUUGGGUUAAGAGUGUUUUAAUAAUGAUAAUUUUCCAAUUGAAAAAAUGAAAAACUUCAAAAACAAUACAUACAAAUAAUACAACAUAAAAAACGAGCGCGAGGGGGUGAAAGAGAUAAUGUGGCCGUGUAGGAGUUUGGAUUUUUUUUACGGAGUCUUUCUUCAUCAUUAUACUUAUUUUAUUUUUAAUCUUUGCUAACGGCGGUCAACCUUUAUAACACGAGUAGAUAUCCUUUAGAACAAAAACAUGUUCCUGUGAUAUACUUUUACUACAAUGUUUUUAAAGCUAUUCUCAUUUGUGAAUUGUAUUGUUUUGUAAAUAUUGAAUUUUUCUAAUAAAUGAGCCGUUUUUUUUGUACAACAUUGAUGUACUUUUUGUAGCACUUUUGUUAUAUUCAUAAUAGAUGAGAACUUUUACGCUUAGUUUUAAGUAUUCGAACAGGGCACAAUAUACAGUUUAAUUUUUAAAAUGCUUGCGCUGACGCGCCAGCGUGUUUUCAGUCUGUGUGGAGUGAUUCUUACACACUUACUUAUUAAUGAAAUACAACUAUUAAGCCAAAUUCUUGAACGAGGAAAAUAUUGAAUUAUAAUAAAUAUGACACUGUGUAUGUUUACAGCGAUAUCUUUUGCGGUGCUCCAAUGUGAAGGUAGUAAGUACCAUAUUAAAUUAGAUAUAGUUAUUAUGUUCCCGACUGAACCAAAACAUAGUUGGUAUGUGUUGUGCUAUAAACAAAAAUAAAUCAAUAUUGAAAUAUU
Messenger RNA from Leptidea sinapis, 8701 nucleotides. It is a transcript of the gene Hs6st, whose product is annotated as heparan-sulfate 6-O-sulfotransferase 2. The coding region runs from base 430 to 1737 and encodes 435 amino acids. Gene Ontology annotation, cellular component: membrane. Lineage: Eukaryota; Metazoa; Arthropoda; Insecta; Lepidoptera; Pieridae. The transcript is spliced from 8 exons. The record is from RefSeq and is a predicted model, not a curated record. Gene Ontology annotation, molecular function: heparan sulfate 6-sulfotransferase activity.